Scaptodrosophila lebanonensis is the source of this 2265-nucleotide messenger RNA. RefSeq names its product putative elongator complex protein 4 (gene Elp4). Gene Ontology annotation, biological process: tRNA wobble uridine modification. Gene Ontology annotation, cellular component: cytoplasm; elongator holoenzyme complex; transcription elongation factor complex. The record is from RefSeq and is a predicted model, not a curated record. Lineage: Eukaryota; Metazoa; Arthropoda; Insecta; Diptera; Drosophilidae. The coding region runs from base 101 to 1489 and encodes 462 amino acids. The transcript has 4 exons.
CUCAUACACAUAUCUAUCUGCUUAUUCUUUGGCGCCGGCACAAAACAAAAGGAAAUUCGCUGAUAAACGUAACGCGAACAGGCGGAAAAGUGGUACGACUAUGACGAGUUUUCGCAAACGCACCAAGCCCAUAACCAUACGGGGGACACGUACAAGUCCCCACACCGCCCAAGUGAUAACGUCGAGUGGCAAUCCAUCGCUGGACAUGAUUCUCGGGGGAGGCCUACAAAUUGGCUCAAUUUGUUUGAUUGAAGAAGAUCGCUUUAUGACGCAUGCGAAGGUAUUGGCCAAAUACUUUCUGGCCGAGGGCGUGCUCUCCAAACAGGAUAUAUUUUUGGGCAGCUUGGACGACAUACCCGCAGAGAUGCUGCGUCGCUUGCCCAAGCCACUUACCGAUGAAGAGGCCGAGGUGGAGCAACUGCAGCAGCAGCAGGAACAACAAGCAAUUGAUCAACAGGCGGAUAAAAAUGGCCUGCGCAUUGCCUGGCGCUAUAGCGACUUGCCGUUGGUCAACUCCGAGCAGGCGUCGGCCAAAAUUGGGCAUCACUUCAAUCUAAUGGAGCACAUGGACACUAUGCAGCUAUACUAUGCACAGACCACGGUAUGGGAUGACAGUGAUAAGGAGCCGGAUAUCGUCAUACAAGAAGAGUGCUCCAAGAGCAGCUCGUCGUCUGUUUCGCUCGAGCGAGAGCAGCCGGCUGCUAUUGAACCCAUGCCGGAGGGCGACGUUAUGAGCAUCGGGGCCGGCGAUAAUACCACUGCCAACAACAACAACAUUAAUGCAGCUAACAUGGACAAUAGCAACACUGCCAAUAUCUACAACAACACUACGACCACAACGCCAGCGAGCAACUGCAGUCCAGCGAGCAGCACGCAGCCACCACAUAUCUUUUAUAAUCAACGCUAUGGACGCCUGUUCAACGAAAUGCAACAACUACUGCACGAAAAGAGAUUCAUGCCCGGCACCAACACCCAGCAGAAGAAUUUAUGCCGUGUCUGCCUCACAUCGCUCGGGUCCCCGCUGUGGUACGACGACCAUUUUGGCGAGGAUAUGCUCAAGUUUCUAACCGUGUUGCGUGCCAGCAUCCGCAGCUGCACCUCGGUCUGUUUCAUCACAAUGCCCAUGCACCUGAUUGCCAAAUACGAUAGCACCCUGGUUGCCAAAAUACGCCAACUGGUCGAUUAUGCCAUUGAAUUGGAGUCAUUUGCUGGCUCGGAGCGUGAAACGCAUCCGGCCUAUAAGGAAUAUAGCGGAUUGUUGCAUCUGCACAAGAUGACGGCCCUAAACACGCUGGCCGCCCACAUGCCAGAGACCACAGAUUUGGCAUUCAAGCUGCGACGCAAGAAGUUCGUCAUUGAAAAGCUGCAUCUGCCUCCAGAACUGCAGGAGACGCCGACUAAUUCAACCAUGACUAGCAGCGUGUCUUUGCCAAAAUGUGCUGCUGGCACUGAAUUGUCAAUCAAUUCCAAUGCUUCCCUGGACUUUUAAUGGCAGGCAUUGUCACGAUUUUGUGGCUUUUGCACCCACCAACAUUUUCCAUUGUAUCCAGGCAGCUCACUGCAAUCGGCGCCACGCGUGUGUCAUACAAACAAACAAACAAACAAAAACUAUGGAAUUGCUUAUUACCACUUUUUUCGAGCGGCCCAAAAAGAACUUCAAUUCCCCUACCCUAUUCAAGUUGUGAAGUGAAACUACAACUACUAUGAAUUAUGCUAAAAGCGAAGUAAAAUUAUUUAGUCUGUCACAAUUAAUCCAUUUUCGAGAGCCCAACAAAUAUCGUAUAAUUAGUACAAUCGAUAAUUUUAUAAGAUUUUUGUUAACACAUUAUUAAUUUAUACAAAGGAAAAAAGUUGCGCAAAAUUCCCCUAUGUAUUUAUAUCAAGUGCGUAUAGUUUUUUCCAAAUUUAUGAAACAUUUUUGUAAUAUUUACAUAAUUUGCAGGCCAUUGAAAGUUUGUUACAAAUAGAUAUUAUUCAAUUGGUUCUUUUCAAAUUAUACAAAUUUUAAGUACAAACAAUUUUUUUUAUUUUUGGCAUUUAUUUCAAUCAAUUUACAAAUACAGCUACUUAAAGAAUCGCUACAUUAGUUAAUAUACGUUCAUAUGAAAGAACUUUAUGUUAUUGGAAAGGCCUUAGUCCAAAAAUAACACAAGCCGAACAAUUUUGUUACUUUUCUGGUAUGUCUGAUUUAAUUUGUAAUCAGACCGUACAACCUACAAGAUAUAUUGACUGAAAUAAAACGGAGUUUUUUAAUUGAUUCAUAAA